This is a messenger RNA of Sorghum bicolor (sorghum), 1350 nucleotides long. RefSeq lists its product as uncharacterized. Bases 1 to 1350 code for a protein of 449 amino acids. Lineage: Eukaryota; Viridiplantae; Streptophyta; Magnoliopsida; Poales; Poaceae. The record is from RefSeq and is a predicted model, not a curated record. The transcript is spliced from 4 exons.
AUGGUGGCGGGUUCGGGCAGCAAGGAGGCGGAAGGGGAGGCCCGGGGUUUAAUCCUGGUUUCAAUCCGGGGUUUGAUCCAGGUUUUGCAGGGAGAGGCGGCCGUGGCUAUGGGUCUUUUCCCCAUAAUCGUGGGUGGAGGUCGUAGCGGCUAUGGUGGCUAUGGUGGUUAUGGCAGCCAGAACAACUAUGGGUACCAAGGUUUUCACGGUGCUAAUCGUGGCCGUCGUCCAUACUAUGGCGGCUAUGGUGGCAAGCGUUGCCGAGGUGCAGGAUAUGGAGGUCAACAGUUCCAACAGCAGGCGACCCCAAACCCAACUCCGAUGGGGGGAGGGAACUACGGCACCGGAGCCCACAUUGCUGACCAGAUGGGGCAUAACUUGGGUGCCCAGCAACAGCACGCCACGGUGCCUGCAACGGGUACCAAGUCUGCCACAGGAGGUGUCCCCAUCGCUGUUACAGCCGAUAACCAUCUUGGCUCAGCAGUGCUCGCCGAUCCCCAGCCCGGCCACCCCUCGGCUGGCCAGGAGCUUCACCAGGCCCCUCCCGCUGGGCUACACAAGCAGGGGAGCAAGCUGGAACUUUCACCGCAUUGUCCGGUUGAAAACAAGACAACAGCUGAGGUACCAAAAGACACUGUCCCACAUAAUCCUGACAAUGAGCCAAUGAAUGUUGAUUUACCAGAGUCAUCCAAGGCUUUUGUAGAUGUGGUCGUUGGGGAAUUUAUCUACCAGUUGCAUUUUGGGGUGGAGCAGGAGGCGCCUGAGGGUGAGCCAAUCUUGCUUGAUCUUGAUUCUAAAUUGGAAGAUGAAGAGCCUAAUGAGGAUGAUGAUCCUAAUGAUGAUGACCCUAAAGAGGAGGGAAAUGGUGACAAACCGAUGGACAUAGAUAAAAAAAAAGCGGAUCAGACACCACAUCCUACAAAGAAGGCUGGUAUUAGUGGAACAAGUCAGCAGGAUAGCCCCUCUGUUGAAGCUGCAAAAAAUAACAGUAAGCCUGGAGAACCAAAUCCAGUGAUAUUGAUGACCGCCGAGCCAACUGGUGAUUGGAAUGCCAAGCUUUUGAACCCAAAUAAUGACUCUGCCAAGCUUAACAAGCUGAAAGGACAGAAAGGUGGGACAGUGUCUCCUGUGAGAUCAAGUAAGAGGACGGCCGCAACUUCAGAACAAGACUCGGUAGAGAAGGCAACAAAGUUGAAAGCGCGCCACAACCUGGAGAUCGCUAAUGAUAAAGAGAUUAUUUAUGGCAUUGUAUGGCUCCGCGGGGACGGUCUGGGGGUACUCUUCAGGGAACACACUGGCUUCGACAGUGGGCACACUUGCAGCGGCAUGACGAUCAAUGGGAGCAGUUAA